UGGAACUGAAGUUGAUGUAAAUUCACUGAGUGUUUCUGGUUUAUCUCUCAGACUGACUGAAGGCCAGAAGAUGGAGGAAGAGGAGGACAGAGUCAGCUGUCUGUCUAUGAAGAGUGACAGGUCCAAAGAUCAUUCUCCAAACUUCAGUGGAGAACCUGGACCCUCAGACACAAAAGAGAGGAAGAGGAGUCAUGUUUCUGUGGAGGAGCAGUUGUCCUGCUGUGCUUUGUGUCAGGACGUCCUGAAGGAUCCAGUCACAAGCAGCUGUGGACACUGGAUCUGCAGACAGUGCAUCAUCUCGUACUGGGACCAGUCUGCUUCAUCAGGACACUCCUCCUGUCCCCAGUGUGGGAAAAGAUCCAAAACAAAUGAUGUUUGUCUGCAGGAGGUUUUAGAUGAACAUAAGAUCAGUCUGAGGAGGAGAUGUGAACGUGUGACUGAAGGAACUGAUGUAACAGGAAGAGGAACCCUCCUCAACAGGAUCUACACUGAGCUCUACAUCACAGAGGGACAGAGUGAAGAGGUUAAUACCCAACAUGAGGUGAAGCAGCUUGAGACAGCUUCCAAGAUGAAGGCCCUCCAUGACACUCCAAUCAGGUGCCACGACAUCUUUAAAGCCUUACCUGACCAACAGACACACAUCAGACUGGUUAUGACCUACGGCGUCGCUGGUGUUGGAAAAACCUUCUCAGUGCAGAAGUUCACUCUGGACUGGGCAGAGGGUUUGGAAAACCAAGAUGUCAGUGUGGUGAUUGUGCUUUCGUUCAGGGAGCUGAACUUGAUCAAAGAUGAGCAGUACAGUCUUCUCAGGCUGCUCCAUGUUUUCCAUCCAACAUUACAGAAGGUCACAGCAGAGCAGCUGGCUGUCUGUAAACCUUUGUUCAUCUUUGACGGCCUGGAUGAAAGCAGACUUUCACUGGACUUCAACAACCGUGAGGUUGUGUCCGAUGUCACACAGGAAGCAUCAGUCAACGUGCUGCUGACGAACCUCAUCAAGGGGAAGCUGCUUCCCUCGGCUCUGGUCUGGAUCACUUCCAGACCUGCAGCAGCCAAUCAGAUCCCUCCUACAUGUGUUGACAGGGUAACAGAAAUACGAGGCUUCACUGACGCCCAGAAGGAGGAGUACUUCAGGAAGAGGUUCAGUGAUAAAGAGCUGUCCAGCAGAAUCAUCUCCCACAUCAAGACCUCCAGGAGCCUCCACAUCCUGUGUGGAGUCCCAGUCUUCUGCUGGAUCACUGCUACAGUUCUGGAGCACAUGUUGAGUACAGAGCAGAGAGGAGAGCUGCCCAAGACCCUGACUGACAUGUACUCACACUUUGUGAUGGUUCAGACAAAGAGGAAGAAGAACAAGUACCAAGAUGGACAUGAGACGAGUCCACAGGAGCUGAUGGAGGCUGACAGGGAAGUUCUUCUGAAGCUGGGGAGGCUGGCGUUUGAACAUCUGGAGGAAGGAAACAUCAUGUUCUACCAAGAAGACCUGGAGUGCUGUGGUCUGGAUGUGACAGAGGCCUCAGUGUACUCAGGAGUUUGUACAGAGAUCUUCAAAAGAGAGAGUGUGAUCUUCCAGAAAUCAGUCUACUGCUUUGUUCAUCUGAGCGUUCAGGAGUUUCUGGCUGCAGUCUACAUGUUCCACUGUUACACCAACAAGAAGAGAGAGGUACUGAAGAACUUCCUGGGGAGAGACCACCAGAUCUCCGCUAAGUCUCUGGAUAGCUUCCUAUGUGGAGCCAUGAAGAAAUCCCUGCUCAGUACAAAUGGUCACCUGGACCUGUUUGUUCGCUUCCUUCAUGGCCUCUCUCUGGAGUCCAACCACAGACUCUUAGGAGGUCUGCUGGGUCAGACAGAGAACAGUCCAGAGAUCAUCCAGAGAGCCAUCAACAAGCUGAAGAAUAUGAGGAAUGAUAACAUGUCUCCUGACAGAAGCAUCAACAUCUUCCACUGUCUGAUGGAGAUGAAUGACCUCUCAGUUCAUCAGAAGAUCCAAGAGUUCCUGAAGUCAGAGAAGAGAUCAGAGAUGAAACUCUCUGUGAUCCAGUGCUCAGCUCUGGCCUACAGGCUGCAGAUGUCAGAGGAGGUUCUGGAUGAGUUGGACCUGAAGAAGUACAACACAACAGAGGAGGGACGUCGGAGACUGAUCUCAGCUGUGAGGAACUGCAGAGAGGCUCAAUUUACUGGAUGUGGACUCUCAGAGACUCACUGUGAAGUUGUGUCCUCAGCUCUGAAGUCCAACCCUUCCUAUCUGACAGAGCUGGACAUGAGUGAUAAUAUCCUGGAGGAUUCAGGAGUGAAGCAUCUGUCUGCUGGACUGGAGAGUCCAAACUGUAGACUGGAGACUCUGAGAUUGAAGAGCUGCAGUUUGUCAGAGAUCAGCUGUGAUUUUCUGGGACCAGCUCUGAAGUCCAACCCCUCCCAUCUGAAACAUCUGGACCUGAGUGACAACAACUUGAAGGAUUCAGGAGUGAAGCAGCUGUGUGGUUUUCUGGAGAGUCCAGACUGUAGACUGGAGACUCUGAGUUUGGAGAACUGCUGGUUGACAGAGAUCAGCUGUGAUUCUCUGGUCUCAGCUCUGAAGUCCAACCCCUCCCAUCUGAAACAUCUGGACCUGACUAACAACAACCUGAAGGAUUCAGGAGUGAAGCAGCUCUGUGGUUUUCUGGAGAGUCCAGACUGUAGACUGGAGACUCUGAGAUUGAACAGCUGCAGUUUGUCAGAGAUCAGCUGUGAUUCUCUGGUCUCAGCUCUGAAGUCCAACCCCUCCCAUCUGAAACAUCUGGAGCUGACUAACAACAACUUGAAGGAUUCAGGAGUGAAGCAGCUGUGUGGUUUUCUGGAGAGUCCAGACUGUAGACUGGAGACUCUGGGAUUGAAGAGCUGCAGUUUGUCAGAGAUCAGCUGUGAUUCUCUGGGACCAGCUCUGAAGUCCAACCCCUCCCAUCUGAAACAUCUGGACCUGAGUCUCAACAACCUGAAGGAUUCAGGAGUGAAGCAGCUGUGUGGUUUUCUGGAGAGUCCAGACUGUAGACUGGAGACUCUGAGAUUGAAGAGCUGCUGGUUGACAGAGAUCAGCUGUGAUUCUCUGGUCUCAGCUCUGAAGUCCAACCCCUCCCAUCUGAAACAUCUGGACCUGAGAGGAAACAACCUGAAGGAUUCAGGAGUGAAGCAGCUGUGUGGUUUUCUGGAGAGUCCAGACUGUAGACUGGAGACUCUGAGGUCAGUUCACUGUCUGUUACUGUUGUAGAUCUGAUGUUUGAUUUAUUUUCAUGUAUAACUUCAUAGUGUUGGGGUGGCAGCUACUACAGGACCAGCAGGUGUUGAAGAUGACUCCAGUUUGAAAACCACUGAUUUGUGGCUCAUUGGUUGUUGUUGGAUUAUUCAGUUCAGUUCCAUUUUAUUUAUAUAGUGUCAAUAACUUUCUCAAGAUGCUUUCCAACACAUGUCCUGAACCCCCAGAGCAGCACUAAUGCAACGGUGGCAAGAAAUAAUCUCAACAAAAGGAAACCUUGAACAGAACCAUAACCUCAGACUCAUCUGGAGAGAGACACAAACAUACAUCUGUCAUAUGUCAUGACCUGACUCUAGUGGUCACAACAACAGGAAGACACACCAGGAGAUUAAAGAAUACUUUACCAAACCACAUUCAGACUCAACCAGAGGUGGGUAGAGUGGCCAAAAAUGAUACUCAAGUAAAAGUACUGUUACUUCAGAAUAAUAUGACUCAAGUAAAAGUAAAAAGUAGUCAUCCAAAUAAUUACUUGAGUGAGAGUAAAAAAGUGCUAGGUGAAAACAUUACUCAAGUACUGAGUGACUGUUGUGUAACAUCUGAUUUAUUUGUUAACACAAGCGUUCAAUCAGACAAAAAUA
Molecule: messenger RNA, 3861 nt
Organism: Mugil cephalus (flathead mullet)
Lineage: Eukaryota; Metazoa; Chordata; Actinopteri; Mugiliformes; Mugilidae
Product: NACHT, LRR and PYD domains-containing protein 12-like
Exons: 9
Coding region: 71-3238 (1055 amino acids)
Molecular function (GO): protein binding
Source: RefSeq, a predicted model, not a curated record